AUGAAGACCACUCUCGCACUCUCCGCCCUUAUCUCGAGCAUGCUCGCCGCAGCAGCUCCUACCAGCAGCUCCUUCCAGCUCGUCAUUAGCUCCAACACCGACAACCUCAAUGGCCGCGCCCUCAUCAGCCAGGGAGACGCCUUCAUCGUGGCCCCGAGCGGCGAACACGGCAUCAACUUCACCGGCGGUGAUGGCACUCUGGGCAUCGAGAACGGCGACGUUGUCUACGUUGGCACCGAUGGCCACGUUGACCUUAAGAGCACCGACGGUGUCCAGUUCGGUGGCUUGACCCAGGGCUUUACUACGGGCUCCGACAACACCCUCGAGUGGGCUCAGGGAAACUUCUAUGCCUGCCCUCACCAAUCCCUGUACGCUGCGGGCGAACCGACUUACAUGAUCUGCGCCAGCCGCUCUGGUGUCACUCUUUCCAGCACCUGUGUUCAGAUCGAUCUCCAGGAGGUCUCUGCUUAG
Molecule: messenger RNA, 471 nt
Organism: Aspergillus welwitschiae
Lineage: Eukaryota; Fungi; Ascomycota; Eurotiomycetes; Eurotiales; Aspergillaceae
Exons: 2
Coding region: 1-471 (156 amino acids)
Source: RefSeq, a predicted model, not a curated record